UUCCGAUAAUAAUAUUUUUUGUGAGGUUGCCUUUAAAUCUCCAAAGAUGAAUUCAGAAAAAUCUAAUAGACAAGAUUUUAAGUAUAAAGAAUUAAAGCGCGGAAGUUUAAUUUGCGUCAUUUGGAAACGUGAUUGUCUAAAAUAUGAACUUUAUUUUGGAGAGAUUACUAAAUCUAAUGAAAGCUCAUUAAACAAUAAAGAAGCGAUAGUUAAUGUUUGCUUUGCUGAUCACUCUAUUUAUCAAAUUGCUUGUGAUGAUAUUGAAAAAGGAAUGGAACAUCCUGAUCGCCCAAGACGUUUCAUGGUUGAGACACCAAAUGUUUAUUUCGGAGCUUAUAAGCACAUAUUAAUGACAUUGCAGGAAAUGUAUCCUUAUCGUUUACCGUUUGAACAAUAUAUAAUGUCACCUUUGGCAAUUCAGGUUGCUACUCCUGCGUACACACGUACUUCAGAAUUUAAGUUUGAUCUUUCGAUUUUAUUAAAAAACCCUGGUGAUUCUCUAUUCUUGGAUGUACAAUGUCUAGACUCGCGGGUAAAUGCAAUAGAAAAAUUAUCUACACAAAAUGUCAGUACUUUGAACAGACCUCAAGCAUAUGCUCUGGUAAAUACUUUAUGUAGUGAAUUCUCUCUGAUUCAAGGAUCGAGAACUAAAUCUGAAAGGAUAAAAAAUUUAGAGAAACCAGAGGACCCGAAAAAUGUUCAAAUACUUGGUGCAACUACCAGCGGCGUUGCUAAAUAUCGAUCUUUGAUCCUCCAUGUUGCCCCUCAGGUUAUGCUUGUUGAAGAAGCGGGAGAAAUUUUAGAGGCACAUGUGAUAAGUUCUUUAUGUCCAUCUAUGCAACAUAUCAUUCUCAUUGGUGACCAUCGCCAGUUGCGUCCACAUAUUUCAACAAAAAUUCUAUCCAUGGACUCACAAAUUGGAAAAGCUUUUAAACUUGACAGAUCCUUGUUUGAACGUUUAAUAAACGAAGGGAUGGUCCCUUCCCAAAUUAUCGAACAGCGAAGAAUGAGGCCAGAAAUUGCUGAUUUAAUAAGACCUAUUUAUCCUGCACUUAUGGAUGCAAUAAAUACAACCAAGUACCCUAAGGUUCGAGGUGUAAAACAUGAUCUAUUUUUCUUUGAUCAUAGAAAUCCAGAAGAGGUUGAAUCAAAUAAAUUUGAG
Molecule: messenger RNA, 1162 nt
Organism: Racocetra fulgida
Lineage: Eukaryota; Fungi; Glomeromycota; Glomeromycetes; Diversisporales; Gigasporaceae
Source: the annotation of a GenBank genome assembly